Xenopus tropicalis (tropical clawed frog) is the source of this 3318-nucleotide messenger RNA. RefSeq names its product SPARC related modular calcium binding 1 (gene smoc1). Bases 198 to 1673 code for a protein of 491 amino acids. Lineage: Eukaryota; Metazoa; Chordata; Amphibia; Anura; Pipidae. The record is from RefSeq and is a predicted model, not a curated record. Gene Ontology annotation, molecular function: calcium ion binding; extracellular matrix binding; serine-type endopeptidase inhibitor activity. The transcript has 14 exons.
AAUGGGAUCCCAAUGGAAGUGUUAAGAUCUGUUGCUGCCGGUACAGGACGAGGAAGAGCGCAACAGGAGACACAGCGCUGUGCUAUGAGUACACUCUGCCCCCAAAUCUGACUGUUCCUUUUAUUACCUUCAUAGAACUCUCAAGCCUGAUUUUCUUUUUUUCCCCUUUUUUCUGCACCUGUGUAAGAAGAGGCAACAUGAUCCCAAGAGUGAUCGCACUUUUUGUAACUUGCCACUUUGUCCUUCUGCAUCUGCCUCAGUGUUGCGGCCAAAGAGCGACUGGCCCCAGGUUUCUAAUAAGUGAUCGGGACAGAGACCCCCAAUGCAAUCCUCACUGCACCAGACCGCAGCAUAAACCAGUGUGUGCUUCUGAUGGUCGGACCUAUGAAUCUAUGUGUGAUUAUCAACGAGCCAAGUGCAAGGAUGCUACUCUCAGUGUGACCCACCGUGGAAGGUGCAAAGAUGCCGGUCAGAGCAAGUGUCGUCUGGAAAGGACUCAAGCGCUUGAACAGGCAAAGAAGCCCCAGGAAGCUGUGUUUAUUCCUGAAUGCAAUGAAGAUGGAUCAUUUACGCAAGUGCAAUGUCAUACGUUCACAGGAUACUGCUGGUGCGUCACCCCUGAUGGCAAACCUGUAAGCGGCUCCUCUGUGCAGAACAAAACACCUGUAUGUUCAGGUUCUGUAACUGAGAAGCCCUCAAGUCAGGGCAAUUCCGGCAGAAGAGUUUCUUUUCGAUUCUUUCUUACCCUCAAUUCAGAUGAUGGAUCAAAACCCACUCCCACCGUGGAAAGCCGGCAUGUUUUCGAAGGAGAUGGGAGAAGAGGCCCUCACCCAAUACUUAGGGGUGAAAUUCAGAGUUCGGAUCAUCCAUCACAAAACGUAGGGGGUGGGGUCAUAGAUAUCACCGCUCCUACUCUCUGGAUUAAGCACCUUGUCAUCAAAGAUGCCAAAUUAAACAGCUCGAGCGUUAAGCACCCAGCCAAUUCCUGUGACCAAGAGAGACAAAGUGCUCUGGAGGAAGCCAAACUGAAUCCAAGAGACGGCAUUGUGAUUCCAGAAUGUGCCCCAGGAGGCCUUUACAAACCUGUGCAGUGCCACCAGUCCACUGGAUAUUGCUGGUGUGUCUUGGUAGACACUGGUCGUCCAUUGCCUGGAACUUCUACACGCUACGAAACUCCUGUGUGCGAAAGUGAUGCCAGAUGGAAAAAUACAGAUGCUGAAGACCCAUUUAAAGACAGAGAAUUAGCAGGUUGUCCCGAAGGAAAGAAGCUGGAAUUCAUCACCAGUUUGUUGGAUGCUCUCACUACGGACAUGGUGCAAGCCAUCAACUCAGCAGCGCCUGCAGCAGGCGGGAGAUUCUCAGAGCCAGAUCCCAAUCACACACUGGAGGAAAGAGUGGUCCUUUGGUACUUCAGCCAAUUAGACAGCAAUGGCAGUGAAGACAUAAAUAAGAAGGAGAUGAAACCCUUCAAAAGAUACGUAAAAAAGAAAGCCAAACCCAAGAAAUGUGCCCGGCGUUUCACUGACUACUGUGAUCUUAAUAAGGAUAAAUCCAUUUCAUUUCCGGAGCUUAAAGGCUGUCUAGGAGUCCGCAAGGAACCAGGUGCGAAUGCUGGAAGUUUCCCUCCUGGAAAGAGGCCCGGCUCUAACCCCUUCACAGGUCGCCUUGUGUAGGAGAGCAGGCAGCAGCAGCACAUGAUGGGAAGGAGAGUGAGGGAAUGAGAGGCUUGGUGUCGGCGCAGUUGCAGAGCCACCAAUGGAUCUCACAAUGUUUGCACUUUUGAGUGAACUUUAUUCAUAAGGUUUUUUUUUAUGUUCCAUUACCCUGAAUGGAAAUGAGAAGAAAAUGUUGCUUUUUUUUUUUUGUUUGUUUUGUUUUUUUUAGAUGUUUUUUCUAAAAAUCUGCUACUGACAAAUAGGAAUUGAACUCGUGAGGGAAAAAUGGAGUGUCUGUAUAUAAAUGUAUAUGUAAAUUGUACAGUCCCUUUGUACAGGUCUUAACGGAUUUCCUUGUAUACGACUUUAGAUCACAAGCCGUUCCCUUUUGCUGCUUUUCCUCUCAAAGUAACUUCCACAUCCAUUUGUAUCUGUUCCUUUCGCUUGGUUUUUUAAAGGAAAAAUGCUGUUCAAAAAGAGACGAGGAAACACUAGCAAGAUGGACGAACCAUGCACAAUUAUAAUUCCAUGAUACACAUUAUAAAAUACUCUAUCGCCCAGCCUAUGUAUUAAUUAAUAGCAUUGUACUAUACAAAGCCUGCUACUCCUUUGGCUCUCACAGUAAAUCUACAUAAAUACCUGAUUUUAUUUCAGUCUCCCCAUGUUGAAAAACAAAUCAAAAUUAAUUUUGUCCCUUGAUUGGGGGACUGGGACCAAUCGUGAUGACCCUAAAUCAAGAACGGUGUGUAUAGAAACUUUGAAACCUUGAUUUAUAAAUAUUACAGACCAAACCAUGUAAGAAACAAUGGAGCACCCUUGCAUAUGGAAUAAAUGAGCCUUAAUAACUUGCAGGCAAUGUAACGGUAACUUGCCACCGACUUGUGUUUGUUUUGGGAAAAUAACGUUAAUCAUGUACUGAUUGGAACAAACAGAGGUCUGAACACAAGAACUGAGUAUGGAAAGCAGAGAAGAGAAUAUGAAAUUGACUAAAUACACAGUAUAAACAUUGGUAAAUUCUUAGGAAUUCCUAAAACUGUCUGUGUAUAUGAGGAGUGUGACAGUGGCCUGAAAUGGAGUCUGGGAAGCCUUCUUUGCUUUAACCUCCUAUUGCACCAAACUACCAGGUUGGCUGUAAUUCUAGGUUUGCUAUUGUGCUGCCGGUGGGGCUCUGGCAUAGUUCAGCCUAUUUGCAUUACAGAUAAUAGUGGCAUCGCAGCAGUGUCACCUGGCGAAUACCUUGUUGAAUAAAAAGGAAACCUGCAACCUGUAUAAUCACACCAAUGCCAUGUAGAACCCAAGGCAGGGAACCGUGCCAAGCAGCAUUCCCAGUACAACUGUGCCAGCCAGCUGGUGAGGAGUAGGGUGGCCACCAUUUCUGGGGAAAUAUAUUUAUCUUUCUGCCCUGUUAACGUUGGCAUCAAGCCAGGCCGGUAAAAUACUGGCCAUGUGGCAAAGUUAGUGAGGAGACGCUGGGGGGCCAAAGGUUGUGCAUUCCUUAAGAAACAUGGGCUUUAGCAGUUAUAAUGCUCACUAAGCAAACUGCUAUUCAUAUGUAAUGACUAAAGCAAUGUCAGACUUCCUUAAAAAGUACCCAGUUUUUUUUUUGUUUGUUUGCUAUAGACUUGUAACUGUUGAUAAAUAAAAGAAUUGAAUUUUGCCUACA